This is a messenger RNA of Aspergillus vadensis CBS 113365, 944 nucleotides long. RefSeq names its product mitochondrial 37S ribosomal protein uS13m. Bases 29 to 454 code for a protein of 141 amino acids. The record is from RefSeq and is a predicted model, not a curated record. Gene Ontology annotation, molecular function: RNA binding; structural constituent of ribosome. Gene Ontology annotation, cellular component: small ribosomal subunit; ribosome; mitochondrion. NCBI's taxonomy places the organism in Eukaryota, Fungi, Ascomycota, Eurotiomycetes, Eurotiales, Aspergillaceae. Gene Ontology annotation, biological process: translation. The transcript has 3 exons.
GGAGAACUGAACAAGCCAAUCCGUCAAGAUGGUUUUCAUUUUGGGCGUGAACUUCCCCGAGCGAAACCUCGUCAAGAAAUCGCUGGAGUCCUUCUUCGGCAUCGGUAACUUGACCUCAACCCGUCUCCUUGCCCGCUUCCACAUCCACCCAACAUGCAAGGUUGGCGACUUGGCGAACAAGCAGGUCCUCGAUAUCACGGCCGCCUUGUCCGAUAUGAAGAUUGAGAACGACCUCCGCAGACAGUACCUCGAUAACAUCAAGCGUCUGAAGGAGACGGGAACCUACCGUGGUCGGCGCCAUGCGCUCGGUUUGCCCGUUCGGGGACAGCGGACGAGGAGCCAGGUUGGUUUACACCCAAUUUCAAAUAUCUCCGACUAUGAUACCAGGGAGUGUUGGAGCACUUCGCUUGUGGAUGUGGUCGUGGGGUACUACACAAAGCAAGAAUUCUACUAACAUGAUUUCUAGAUCAAAUCUGCUGUCAAGCUCAACCGCAUGGAGAGAAGACUGUGAGGUUAACAUGAUGAUUCAUUUAUUGACCCCAGUGGUCUUGCGGCUUCGUUUCAGUUGGGGCAUGGAAUGGCGUUAUAAACUUGCUUUUGUAAAUUAGUGUUCUGGCUUGACCUUCUCCACCCUGGAGAUGUAUUUUAUUUAGACAAUGAAACAUUGAGACUCUAAGGAGAUCAUAGUAGUGAUUCCAUGCUGCCUCUUAGAGCAAUUAUGUGAUAUAUUGCAAGUAGAAACAUCAGCUCGUACAGCGGCUCGUUUAAUACAAAGAGUCAGAACCAAACUUUUCAUCCUAUAAGUAUAACGCCAGAACCAUAUGUGCAACUCCUCUUAUGCGGAAGACAAUACGCCCUCACCCCGGUUGAUCUGAAUCCUCUUAUCUUCACCGGCGCUAACAAUGCCAACCGAACGGUCCCAGCACACACUGAAGACCUUGACU